AUUUUAUAGCCGGUCAUAGCUCUUUAUCCCAAGAAGUAAUUACAGAUAUUAUGCAUACAUUUUCCUCCUUAUCUGUGGUCGAAAAUUGUCACAAACCACACAAAUAAAAGACACUGUUCUCACUCUAUAUUUGACACACUUUCUCUCUCAAAAACGCAGUAGCUUCCCCACUUUUCCCUUUUUCUUCUACUGCCAUAAACUCAGCUCCUUCCGCUAAGAAACCCUAGUUUCUUCUUCACAUCAAAAAUCGAAGGAGAAGGCGAUCGUGAUGCAUUCUGGCAAUAGCGGGAGCCUACAAUCAUCCAGCGGCGGCGACGAGGAGUACGACUCACGCGCCGCCGACUACACGUUCACGACCAUUCCCAACGCGCCCCCACAGUUCAUCGACCCGCUCUCCGGCUACCUCCAGCUCCACCAGAACCCGAACUCGCUGCUUUUGAAUUCCCCAAAUCCGCUAAGAUCCGACCCGAAUCCGAGCCACGUCGCCGAAUUCCCCGCCCCGGCGCCCUUGAGCAGCAACACUCACCACCACCAGCAACAGCAACAGCAACAGGCGGCGGCGCGAAACCCGAAGAAGCGAUCUCGAGCGUCGAGGCGGGCGCCGACCACCGUGCUCACCACGGACACCGCCAAUUUCAGAGCCAUGGUGCAGGAAUUCACCGGAAUCCCCGCGCCGCCCUUCAGCACCUCCUCUUCCUUCCCCAGGAGCCGAAUCGAUCUCUUCGCCCCGAGAUCCGCCGCCUCCGUGGACUCCCCCCCGCCGCCGCCGCCCUACCUCCGCCGCCACCUCCCAAAUCUCUUCAAUAUCCCAAACCAAAACCAAAACCAAAACAUUCUCACAUCUCUCCUCCAAUCAAACGCCAAAUUUCCAUUUCCCGCCGCCUCCAAACCCCAAAAUUCACCCCAAAACGACUAUCAGUUCGGAUUUGGCCAUCGCAAUCCGGUCUCGGAAACCCUCCCCAACCUCAUCCACAACCACCACAACGACUUCCAAAGAAACGAUUUUGGCGGGAAAAUCAGCAACGGAGGGAAGUCGCCGGAGGGCAACGUGAGAGGAGGAGAAGGUAUGGUGGAAUCGUGGAUUUGUUCAUCGGAGUAGGCAUGAUUAUUGUGGUAGUAGAAAAUGUGGUGGUGGAGCAGUGAUGAUUAUUAUCAUGUCAUGAUUGAAAUAUUGAAAGUAAAAAAAGAGAGGGUAAAAGAUAUUGGAUCUUUCAUGAUCAAUUUUCACAAAGGUUUUCAACAAAAAGGAAGAAAUAUAUAAAGGCUUAAAUUAUGUGUGAAUAAUAGUCUUCUUUUUGGAUC
Salvia splendens (bonfire salvia) is the source of this 1302-nucleotide messenger RNA. RefSeq lists its product as uncharacterized. The coding region runs from base 269 to 1099 and encodes 276 amino acids. Lineage: Eukaryota; Viridiplantae; Streptophyta; Magnoliopsida; Lamiales; Lamiaceae. The transcript has a single exon. The record is from RefSeq and is a predicted model, not a curated record.